AUGGCUAGCUCAUGGAAUGUUGUGCUUGAAUUUCCAUCAUGGAGCGAUUUCGUUAUGGCAGAUGAUUAUAAGAAAGUUAAAGGAGGCAGCCUGAAGCUAAAAGGGAACAAGGGAGCAUUAUUCAAAGCCGACAAGCAUAAGAAGCAUAAGUCGAAGAAAACUGAGACUAAUAGGGAUGACCCAGAUGCAAAGGCGCACGGAGGCUGGUGGCAAAUAAAAGACGAAGUCGAUCUGAAAGGAGGCGAGCAUGUCUCCUUCGAAUGUGGAAGUGGCAAUUGUUGCUAUCUUUCUGCACUAGAUAAUGGCCGCUUUACUAUCGGGUUGCCUCAUCCAGAUGGCGAAGAACCGAAUCCUGAGGAGAUCUUUGCAGUCGUAAAAACUCCUGAUGAUCCCAAGUCAAGUUUUAAAACGGGUUAUGGCAAGUAUAUUGGAGUCGAUGUUAAUGGAGCUUUGGUAGCUACUGCAGAAGCGAUUGGUACGCGAGAGCGGUUCCAAGUAGUCUUUGAGGAGGGUAAAAGUGCCAUUCAAGCUGUUUGCAACCCAUUAUUUUUGACCAUGGCCGUAGACAAAGAUGGUAUGAUAUACGUAGCAAGCAAGAAAGCUGGACCAGACGAGAUGGUCAAUAUUCGAACAAAUGCCGAAAAGACUGGACCAGUAGAUUGGCGGUCAGCUGAGGAUAAAAAGUCGGCCAAAGACUGUACAACUGCUUACAUGAAAAUCUAUCAACACUCCAAAGUCGAUACCAAGCUACGUGCCAUUCCUGAAGAUGUCUUUGAUAUGAAAAGCGUAAAGCGAGCGCAAAAGGAGGGUGAUUUGCACGAAACACUACUCGCUAAAAGGAUCAAAAUGAAAUCAGAUCGGUACUGUUGAUUGAUUUAUCUCUUGUAUUUUUGAUCUUCUUGAAUAAUAAAACUUCCAAGAGAAAUUUACAUUUUCCUCUAUCUUGCUUUUUUUACUGAAAAGCUUGGGAUUGUUGCAUGGUAC
This is a messenger RNA of Cylicocyclus nassatus, 984 nucleotides long. The record is from the annotation of a GenBank genome assembly. Lineage: Eukaryota; Metazoa; Nematoda; Chromadorea; Rhabditida; Strongylidae.